AUGACGACGCCCGCAAUCAACAAGGACACCUUCUUCAGGCGAAUCCGGCAGCUGUAUGCGGCCUGGAAUAAGACAUGGCUUUUUGGCUACGAGCUGCACGACUUUAUCCUCGUCCUCACCAAGAAGUCGAUCCUCAUUCUCACCUCGAAGAAGAAGAUCGAGUUCCUGAAGAGCAUCGAGUCGAGCAAGGAGAAUGAGGAGGGCGUGCCGCCGGUGACGCUGCUCGUCCGCGAACGGGCCGACAAGGACGCGGCCAACUUUGAGCGCCUGCUGGGCGCCCUCAGCACCGGCGCCACCGUGGGCGUCUUCGCGAAGGACCAGGCGGAGGGCGAGUUCACCGACGACUGGAAGGCCCGCCUGGACGGGAAGAAGCUGGAGACGGUGGACAUCAGCGUCGCCCUGGUCUACCUCACCGCCACGAAGGACGAGUCCGAGGUGGCGCUGAUCAGCAAGUCGGCGCAGCUCACCGACGACCUCUACGGGAACUUCUUCUGCCGCGAGAUCGAGCGCAUCUGCGUCUCCGAGCGGAAGAUCAAGCACUCGAAGCUGGCGAAGCUGGUGGAGAAUGCGAUCAACAACGCGAAGUACAUCAAGCCGGCGGACAGCAACUGGCUGGACGCCUGCUACGAGCCGAUCAUCCAGUCGGGCGGCAACUACAGCCUCAAGUUCAGCAUCACCAGCGACGAGAAUACGCUGCACUUCGGCGUGGUCACCUGCUCUCUGGGCUUCCGCUACAAGAGCUACUGCUCGAACCUCAUUCGCACGCUGCUCUUCAACCCGACGGAGGAGCAGAAGCGCCUCUACGAGUUCCUCCUCGAGGUGCAGGAGGCGGUGCUGGACCGGCUGCGGGCCGACGUCCGCCUCGCCGACGUCUACCGGGCGGCGGUGGAGAAGGUGGAGCAGUACGACAAGCGGCUGCUGGAGAAGUUCACGCCCACCGUCGGCUUCGGCAUGGGCAUUGAGUUCCGCGAAAGCCUCUUUGUGCUCGCUCCGAAGAGCAAGCAGGUCGCCCGCAAGAACAUGAUCUUCAACGUGGCACUGGGCUUCACCGGCCUGGAGAACAAGGAGGCGGCUGAUAAGGAGGGGCGGACGUAUGCGCUCUUCAUUGGCGACACGGUCCAAGUUAAUGGGCCGGACGCUCCCGCCACCUGCCUCUCGACGUACAAGAAGAAGGUGAAGAACGUCAGCAUGAUGAUUCAGGACCCAGAGGAGGAGGAGGAGGAAGAGGAAGAGGAGGAGGAUGAUGAUGGUGACGACGCCUAUGGGCGGGGGCGGCGGACGGCGGUGGUGGAGAAGAAGCUGCGGUCGGAGCCGACCACCGAGGACAAGCGCAAGAGCCACCAGAAGGAGCUGGCGGAGUCGCUGAACGAGACGGCCCGCGCCCGCCUUGCGGAGAAGGCCAGCGGCAACGUGGAGGCGCGCUCGCGCAAGUCGAACGUCAGCUACAAGGCGCCCUCGCAGAUGCCCUCCGCCGUGGAGAUCGGCGAGCUGAAGAUCUUCGUCGACAAGAAGUACGAGACCAUCAUCCUGCCCAUCUUCGGCCUCCCCGUGCCCUUCCACAUCAGCACCAUCAAGAACAUCUCGCAGUCGAUUGAGGGCGACUACACCUACCUGCGCAUCAACUUCUUCACCCCGGGCACGACGAUCAGCAAGGCGGAGGCGGCGCUCUUCAGCAGCAACGCCGACAGCACCUUCCUCAAGGAGCUCACCUACCGCAGCACCAACCUGAAGGAGGCGGGCGAGAUCAGCGCCCCCUCCACCAACCUCAACACCGCCUUCCGCCUCAUAAAGGAGGUGCAGAAGCGGUACAAGACCAGGGAGGCGGAGGAGCGCGAGAAGGAGGGCAUCGUCAAGCAGGACAACCUGGUGCUGGCCAACAGCAAGACCAAUCCCAAGCUGAAGGACCUGUACAUUCGGCCGAACAUCAUCACCAAGCGCAUUCACGGGACGCUGGAGGCGCACCAGAACGGCUUCCGCUUCACCUCCAUUCGCAGCGACAAGAUCGACAUCAUGUACAACAACAUCAAGCACGCCUUCUUCCAGCCCUGCGACAAGGAGAUGCUCAUUCUGCUGCACUUUAACCUCAAGAACCCGAUCAUGUUUGGGAAGAAGAAGCAGACGGACGUGCAGUUCUACACUGAGGUCGGCGAGAUCACCACCGACCUGGGCAAGCACCAGAACAUGCACGACCGGGACGACCUCGCCUCGGAGCAGGCGGAGCGGGAGAUGCGGCAGAAGCUGAAGGCCGCCUUCAAGCUCUUCUGCGACAAGGUGGAGCAGAUGACCAACCAGGCGGUGGAGUUUGACACGCCCUUUCGCGACCUGGCCUUCUUCGGCGUGCCGAAUCGCUCCAAUGUCCUCCUGCAGCCCACCAGUGGCUGCCUGGUGAAUCUCACUGACUGGCCGCCCUUUGUCAUCUCGCUGGAGGACGUCGAGCUGGUCCACUUUGAGCGCGUCCAGUUUCAGCUGAAGAACUUUGACAUGGUCUUCAUCUUCAAGGACUACCACCGGAAGACGUCCAUGGUCACCUCGAUUCCCAUGAACAUGCUCGACCACGUCAAGGAGUGGCUUAACUCCUGUGAUAUCCGCUACACCGAGGGCAUUCAGAGCCUGAACUGGGCGAAGGUGAUGAAGACGAUCACCGACGACCCGGAGGAGUUCUUCGACAACGGCGGCUGGAAGUUCCUCGACCCGAACAGCGGCGACGAGGGCGAGGAGGAGGACGAGGAGGAGGAGGAGGACGACUACAAUCCCUCGGCGUCGGAGGGCGAGGAGGUGGAUGACGAGAGCGAGUCGGACUUCUCCGAGGACUCGGACGCCUCGGAGGGGGACGAGAGCGAAGAGAACUCGCUCGCCUCGAGCGAGGAGUCCGGCAAGGACUGGUCGGAGCUGGAGGAGGAGGCGGCGAAGGCGGACCGCAACCACAACGACUUUGUCGACGACUACACGCGCAACAAGCGCAAG
Messenger RNA from Rhagoletis zephyria (snowberry fruit fly), 2964 nucleotides. The record is from RefSeq and is a predicted model, not a curated record. Lineage: Eukaryota; Metazoa; Arthropoda; Insecta; Diptera; Tephritidae.